AUGGCCACCUACAGAGGAUGUACCGCUCUUCCAAUCGCCACCGUCGUCUCCGUCUCCAACAACAUCCCCAUGCUCAUGCGCCGCAASGAAAUCAAAGACUACGGAAAUUCCAAAGCUAUUGAAGGAAUCUUCGAGAAGGAUCAGACUUGUCUCAUAAUCAAAGAUCUUGUGACCAGUGGCGCGUCGGUUCUCGAGACGGCGGCUACGCUUCGUGCGGUUYGGUUAAAGGUUAGUGACACGGUGAUUCUGAUUGAAAGGCAACAAGGUGGUACGGAGAAUCUGGCGGAGAAUGGGAUUAAGCUUCAUUCGAUGAUUAUGUUGACGGAUAUCAAUCAUAAAGACUCAGAGAKGAUAAGAAGAGGCUACGAAGAAUAG
Messenger RNA from Arabis nemorensis, 375 nucleotides. NCBI's taxonomy places the organism in Eukaryota, Viridiplantae, Streptophyta, Magnoliopsida, Brassicales, Brassicaceae. The record is from the annotation of a GenBank genome assembly.